Messenger RNA from Neogale vison (American mink), 819 nucleotides. RefSeq names its product calcium voltage-gated channel auxiliary subunit gamma 6 (gene CACNG6). Lineage: Eukaryota; Metazoa; Chordata; Mammalia; Carnivora; Mustelidae. Gene Ontology annotation, biological process: calcium ion transport; regulation of calcium ion transmembrane transport via high voltage-gated calcium channel. Bases 1 to 780 code for a protein of 259 amino acids. The record is from RefSeq and is a predicted model, not a curated record. Gene Ontology annotation, molecular function: calcium channel regulator activity. Gene Ontology annotation, cellular component: L-type voltage-gated calcium channel complex; membrane. The transcript has 4 exons.
AUGAUGUGGUCUAACUUUUUCAUGCAAGAGGAGGACCGGCGGCGGCGGGAGGCUGCGAGCCGCCGGCGUGCUCAGGGGCAGCACCAGCUGACGCCCGAGCGGGAGGGAAAGAUCAAGCUAGGGCUCCUGCUGAGCGCCGUGGGCGCCACGCUGGCCGUGCUGGCCGUGGGCACCGAGUUCUGGGUAGAGCUCAACACCUACAAGACCAAUGGCAGUGCCAUCUGCGAGGCCGCCCACAUGGGGCUGUGGAAGAUGUGCACCAAGCGGCUGUGGCAGUCCGACGUGCCUGCGGGCAGAGACACCUGCGGCCCCGCGGAGCUGCCCGGAGAAGCAAACUGUACCUAUUUUAAAUUCUUUACCACGGGGGAAAAUGCACGCAUCUUCCAGAGAACUACAAAGAAAGAAGUGAAUCUGGCAGCUGCAGUGAUAGCGGUCCUAGGCUUGGCAGUCAUGGCCUUGGGGUGCCUCUGUGUCAUCAUGGUGCUCAGCAAAGGUGCAGAGUUCCUACUCCGAGUUGGAGCCGUCUGCUUUGGCCUCUCAGGCCUGCUGCUCCUGGUCAGCCUGGAGGUGUUCCGGCAUUCCGUGCAAGCCCUCAUGCGGAGAGUCAGCCCUGAGCCUCCCCUUGCCCCCGCCCUGACCUACGAAUACUCCUGGUCCCUGGGCUGUGGGGUGGGGGCCAGCCUGGUCCUGCUGCUGGGGGGCGGCUGCUUUCUCCUGCUCACCUUACCUCCCUGGCCCUGGGGCUCACUCUGCCCCAAGCAGGGGCACAGGGCCGCCUAGAACCACCUCUGUGCCUUGUGCAAGCUACUUCUAAUCCCU